Molecule: messenger RNA, 213 nt
Organism: Anisakis simplex (herring worm)
Lineage: Eukaryota; Metazoa; Nematoda; Chromadorea; Rhabditida; Anisakidae
Source: the annotation of a GenBank genome assembly
AUGCCACUGCUUAGAGAGCGGCUGUUUCGUCUGAAAAGUGCGCCGACUGAUCCGCUGGAGACUCGACUUCGACGAUGCCUGACCACGACAGAUAUCACUCUGCUUGGAGUGGGUCAUAUGAUUGGCGCAGGCAUUUAUGUCCUCACAGGUGAAUACAAUCCUUCUAUCGUUCCGCUUAUAUGUCAUAAAUAUUCUCCAUGUUAUAUGUCAUAA